This is a messenger RNA of Leptopilina heterotoma, 1865 nucleotides long. RefSeq names its product dnaJ homolog subfamily C member 22 (gene wus). The coding region runs from base 505 to 1647 and encodes 380 amino acids. Gene Ontology annotation, cellular component: early endosome; plasma membrane. NCBI's taxonomy places the organism in Eukaryota, Metazoa, Arthropoda, Insecta, Hymenoptera, Figitidae. Gene Ontology annotation, biological process: endocytosis. The record is from RefSeq and is a predicted model, not a curated record. The transcript has 7 exons.
CGAAAAAUUUUUAUUUAUCUCGUUUCCUUUUUUUUUUUUUGUUUUUUUUUUAUUGUCUAGAGAGUAAAGAAAAACGUUGCUGGAUAAAGUUUACAUAAUCAUUCGAAAUGGACCAAUGAUUUCACCUCAGUGGACAAGUAUCAUUAUUUUUGAGGGAGAAGAAAGAAGAGUGACAAGAGGAAAAAAAUAGGAGAAAAAAAGGAGAACAAAAUUUUGGAAAAAAAGAAAAUUUCGAAAGGAAAAAGAGGAGAGUUUUCAAAGAUGGUAACGAAGAAUUCUUCAGAAGCAGGAACCUGAAAUGUAUACAACCAUUUGUACAAAUGCGUAGAAAAUAAAGCACUUCUAUAGGUAAGAAAGAAGAGAAGUGGAAAACAUCUGCUUUUUAUUAAUAUAUUGGAAAAUUAGGACAAGCUUUUUAGUGUGACUUGAUUAUUUUCAUGACAACGAUUAUUACGUGGUGGAUUUAGUGAAAAAGAGAUUAGAGAGAAAAUAGAAUAAAACAAAAUGCAGAACGGAAAUAGUGAUAAAAAAAUGUUUGAAUCAAGUGAAAAUGGUGGCACCAAGACAAAAAAUUUACCAAAUAGAAAAUCAAAAUUUUGGGCAUAUUUUUGGUGGUUAUUUGGAGGUGUUUUUGGAGCACAUCAUUUUUAUUUGGACAGGGAUGAUCAUGGUCUUAUUUAUCUUUUUACAUUGGGUGGAUAUUUUGGAGCCGGAUGGUUUAGGGAUUUAUUUAAAAUUCCAACAUACGUGGCUUGCGCCAACAAUGAUCGCACAUAUCUCGAUUGGUUCAAUUUUCAAGUCAGAACAAAUAAAAAGCCACCAUUUUCAACAGUGCGCUUUUUAGGAUCAUCUUGCGUUUCUUAUUUAUUUGGUCAAUUGCUCUAUUUGUCGAUUCCCGAGGAAGAAGUUAAUGGAAUAAAUUUUCGACAUCUUUUAAUUCUUGUACCGGGAGCAAUUGCCUUAGGUACGUGGCUCGUGGGAAAUGUUGGAAGAGAAAGAGGCUCCUUAUGGAUACCUUUGGUGGCAUCUUACAUUUGUUAUCCAACGCUCUACUAUAUUGGAGACGAAAGCACUUGGAUGGGUUUAAUGAUUUUGGCUUCAUAUUUGAGUUUUGAUUCAUUUUCAAAAGAAUGGCGUUUGAGGCCGAGAAAAAAGAAAUCAUUACGUGUAAGAAUGGCAAUUUUAACUGUCGCAAUUCUCAUUUACUCAACGCUAUGGGCCAGUUACUUUUAUUUCAAUGCCACAAUCGUUGACAAUGAUGGAGAGGAGAUAAAAUUGUCCGAUGCUGUUAAACAUUUUCUCACUUCUCCAAUUUGGCUAGAUCUUAAGUCGAGUUUGGAGGCUACUUGGCAAGAGGCACAAAAUCAAGGCUUCUGGGCGGUUUGGAGACAAUUGAUAGAAUUAUCGGAUCCAAGAGGCGAAAUAAAUGCCUACAAAAUUCUCGGACUAUCGCAGACAGCAUCACAGAGUGAAGUGACUUCGAAAUGGAGGGCCCUUUCGCGAGAGAAUCAUCCCGAUAAAAUUAAAGGAACCGACGAGGAACGACGAAUUGCUCAAGAGAAAUUUAUGGAAAUUCAACAAGCUUAUGAAAUUCUUUCGAGUGCAAAAAAUCGCCGGCAACGACGAAAUCGAAAAUCAGAAUUAUAGUUUUCUCUUUAUUUCCAAUUCCAAAAAAUAUUUUAUCGAUUUCAAUAUAUAUAUAUAUUUAUUAAUUCCUUUUGUUACCUGUGAAACUAGCCGUUAAGUGUCUAAUUUUAUUUUUCGCCACAAGUCAAUUUUUUAUUUAUUGUUAAGCAAAAAUAUAUUGAGGAUCACUCAGGAUCCUAAUAAUAAUAUUGGUUAAUAAAAAAUUAAAAGUAUGUAAA